AUGGUUCUGUCAGUGCUCCGAAUUAGACAAGACAGAUACCAGCUCCUCAACAGCCCUCUGAGGAGCUGGAAUGUCAGACACAGCCUCUACUUUUCUCCUCACCCCCAGUGUAAAAAAUGUAACUGUGUGGAACCACAUAAUCCUAGUAAUAAUACAUUGAAGGAAUGGAAGGAGUCCAAUAUUUCUGCCUCCGACAUAAUUUGGGAGAACCUAACUGUUUCGGAAUGCAGGUCCCUGCGCGGGGAGUAUGUUGGACGAGCCUGCGGCCACGAGCACCCCUACGUUCCAGACGUUCUGUUUUGGUCAGUGAUCCUCUUCUUUUCCACAGUCACUCUGUCAGCCACGUUGAAGCAGUUCAAGACUAGCCGCUAUUUUCCAACCAAGGUUCGAUCCAUAGUGAGCGACUUUGCUGUCUUUCUUACAAUUCUAUGUAUGGUUUUAAUUGACUAUGCCAUUGGGAUCCCGUCUCCAAAACUACAAGUACCAAGUGUUUUCAAGCCCACAAGAGAUGACCGUGGCUGGUUUGUAACACCUUUAGGUCCAAAUCCAUGGUGGACAGUAAUAGCUGCUAUUAUUCCAGCUUUACUUUGUACUAUUCUAAUUUUUAUGGACCAACAGAUUACAGCUGUCAUUAUCAACAGAAAAGAACAUAAGCUGAAGAAAGGUUGUGGGUACCAUCUGGAUCUGUUAAUGGUGGCUGUCAUGCUGGGUGUGUGCUCCAUCAUGGGCCUGCCGUGGUUUGUGGCUGCCACUGUCCUUUCCAUCACUCAUGUCAACAGCCUCAAACUGGAAUCUGAAUGUUCAGCUCCAGGAGAACAACCUAAAUUUCUUGGCAUUCGGGAGCAAAGAGUUACUGGGCUUAUGAUUUUCAUUCUCAUGGGCUCGUCAGUCUUUAUGACUAGUAUUCUGAAGUUUAUUCCUAUGCCAGUGCUAUAUGGAGUGUUUCUUUAUAUGGGUGCUUCAUCACUAAAAGGAAUUCAGUUCUUUGAUAGAAUAAAGCUCUUCUGGAUGCCUGCAAAACAUCAACCAGAUUUUAUAUAUCUAAGGCAUGUGCCACUUCGAAAAGUCCAUCUCUUCACAGUUAUUCAGAUGAGUUGCCUCGGCCUUUUGUGGAUAAUAAAAGUUUCACGAGCUGCUAUUGUCUUUCCCAUGAUGGUAUUAGCUUUGGUAUUUGUAAGAAAAUUGAUGGACUUUUUGUUUACCAAGCGGGAACUCAGCUGGUUGGAUGAUUUAAUGCCUGAGAGUAAGAAAAAGAAACUAGAAGAUGCUGAAAAAGAAGAAGAACAAAGUAUGCUAGCUAUGGAAGAUGAGGGCACAGUGCAGCUCCCCCUGGAAGGGCACUAUAGAGAUGAUCCAUCUGUGAUCAAUAUUUCUGAUGAAAUGUCAAAGACUGCCUUGUGGAGGAACCUUCUGAUUACUGCCGAUAACUCAAAAGAUAAGGAGUCAAGCUUUCCUUCUAAAAGCAUUGAAAGCCGAAAUGAGAAGAAAGCUGACUCAGGGAAAGGUGUUGACAGGGAGACUUGUCUAUGACUGAUCUUCAGUUUAUUUUUUACAUAUAUAAGAGAAGAGUGCCACAAUUAUUCAUAAAACUGCUUUGAUCAUGUAUUAUAAAUUCUGUCUUUCAUCUCAAAUCCACCUUCAUACUGUAAGUAGUGCAAUACUUGUUUCAUUACUGUGUUUAAACUUCUGAACAGUGAGAUACCCUUGUGAGCAUAUAGAAAAGCUAAUGCAAGAAUCACUGUGUUCCUUGCUGUAUUUUAGACAUUUGUAAACACUAGAUUCUCAUUGUCAGUUUUAUGAGAGCAAUAGCUUUCUUAAAGAGAUAAGUCAUAUUUACCUAGUUUGUAUUUUCCUACUUAGGGACCUGAAGAUACCUGAUAAUUUCAUUCAGAAGAAUUUUGGAAGGUAGUCUUACUUCUUUUUAUUUUUUAUAGCUUAGCAUUAGUGACUUAUUUCAAAAUACCCAAAUCAAAAAGUUAGUUUGAAAGCAUUUUUAAUAAUUGUAUUUAUGCAUUUCCUUGAUUUAAUAUGAUAUUUAAUACUUAAGAAUUUAUAUGUAACUAAAACUUAAAGUCAUUUUGAAAAAUAUAUAUGGAAACCUAUUCACAACUUGUUUAAAAGAAUCAGAUACUAAUGCAAAGAACCAAGUAGUAUUUCCUUAAUAUUCAAGUUUUGAUUACAUGAUCAAAUACUAGGCUUGUAUGAAAUGCUUUAGAAAAACUUUGUAGGUUUUGUGAGAUUUUCAAUAUAAAUCUUUAUCAGAAAUAUACUGUUAAAUUUAUCUCCCAUUGAAAACAAGUCUUUUCCAAAUAAGCCUAUUAUAUACAUACUUAUGGAAUGCCACGUGGUGAGUCAUUGUAUAUGAAAUUCCACUCCUGUACAUUUAUUCCACUGCUAAAGGUCAUGGACUGCUUAAUGCUGCUUCUGAAUCAUGUUCUAAUGUUAGACUGACGGUCUCCAAUUGUCUUUUUUUUUCCUGCAGAGCUCUUUUCCACUUCUUAACUAAAUGCAUGUUGUAGAAAAAUAAUCUUUUAAAUGAAAAUCUCAGAUUCUGUUUGAGAAGCUUCUAUAGAUAUUUCAGUCUAUAUGAAAUAAUUCAUCUUUACUAAGUUUAUACAAGAGGAAGGAAAGUAUAGAAUUUUUGAGUAAUGUGAAUUAAUAAAGAUGAAAUCUCAUAGUGCUCUUGUUUCCUAAGAAUUACCAAUGAUCAUCAACCUUAUAAUCUUCAGUGUCUAGUUUUGCAAUAAUUCAGAGCCUUGUGGCUUUUCCAAACUAUUUAUUAAUAUUCUGAGUAUAAAUGUACAUGAAAGUGAAAAAAAACCACAGAUCUUCUGGUGAUUAAGCUUAUGAAGGAAAUAAACAACAGAGCCUCCACUAGGUUCAACAUUUUGAUACCUUCUGUAAUAUUCCCCUUGUAAUUUUUCAAGGAGCCAUUUCUUCAAUGGAGCAUAAGCCUAAAAAAUAUAAAAAGAGUUUGUAGUUAAUAAAGUCUGUGUUUAUAAAUGCCAAGGAAAAACUACAGAAACUUUCCAUUCCAAAUGCAUUGCCUUUGUGUAUUUUAUAAUACAGACACUAGAUGUAAACAUUCCCAUUGUUUUAUGAGUUAGACUAGCUGUACAUGUCAGUCAGUCCCAAAAGCAGCCUUCUAGUGUUUUAAUAUAUUAAUAACUAUUCUGUUUAAGAUGAUCAUAGUGAAUUAAAAUCUUCACAUGAUCACCUAUCUGAAUAAGCACUCAUAUCCAAUGAAAUUCUGUAUUUCUGAGUACUUUUAUAGUCAUUUUGUUCUUGUGUGAAUUUUAAUGCUAUCCCUAUGUUAAUCUUAAUAUUUUGAAAUCAUAUAAAAUAUAAGAAAAGCAUAGUGUUAUAUAUUUCCUCCUAAUUUUAGAUUCCUGGUCAAAAUUAUUGAAUAUCUUGACUGUAAUUUAUUGCAAAGUUUAAGUAAUGUGUAAAUGUGACUAGGAUAUUGUGUUUUUCACAACUAAGACAUGUUAUGUGGAAAUAAAUAUUUAUCCUAAUUUCCUUGCACAUUUUAAA
Molecule: messenger RNA, 3534 nt
Organism: Odocoileus virginianus texanus
Lineage: Eukaryota; Metazoa; Chordata; Mammalia; Artiodactyla; Cervidae
Source: RefSeq, a predicted model, not a curated record